GGAAGGAUGGGGCUGUGGGGUCUGAAUCCUUCCAAUCAGAUCCAUCCAGGCGUCAACAUACACAAGAAUGGUAGAACUCGGACCCAGCAGACAGCUUUCGCGAGGUCAUCCACAGUUUUCAGGAUCUCUUGUCCUAUCUCCCAAAAAUGACCACCGCCGCCCCUUCCUCCCCACCCCUUUGGAUCGGCCCUCUCCAGCCCACGAUACUCCACCAUAGUCCCCUGCUCUACCUGACCCCCAUCCCAACCAUCCUGCUCUUCACCCUCAGCAUCGCUUCCGUGGCUCUAUCCUCGCACGCCGAAGCUAUUAUCCGAGCGAACACACGGUUAGGCCUUGAUAUAUUCAUGACGCCAAAAGGUGUUAAGGCAGAUAGCCCACAGCACUAUGGCCUCACCCAGGACAGUGCUAUUGGGGACUUGAUGCUUUUUACAUUUAGUAAUUCGAUUUUAGUGACGGUGUUUUGUACGGCGGGUUGGUGGUUGAUAUGGAGGAGGAUACCGGGGAAUGUUCAUGUGAAAAUGCCAAUGCAUUGGACAGCCUUCUACACCGGCCUCAUCGGCCCGACCAUGGUUUCUAGCCUUGUAGUAAUGAUAUACGGAUUCUGCAAUGAUGGAGUGGGCCGAGCGGUAGCGUGUUCUUACUCACAAAAGGGCGGUGGCAAUUUCGAAUGUACGACCGAGAGUGCGGCUUGUCGUAUGCUUCCUGUGGCGAUGAAGGGGUCGGAAGUGUGGGCGGGGAGAGCUUGCGUGGAAGCGGUAUGCACAGAUUUCCGGUAGAAUGGCGUGGAUGGCGAUGAGAUAUGUAAUAGGUGAAUGAAGGAUCUGACUGACAAUGAAAAAUGGACAGAAAGCUGCACGAUGGAUUUCAAUCCCUAUCUUUGUUUGUGCUUUGGCGCUUUUGGUCAUGUUUGCGUGGCAAGAUUGGAGGUGGAGACAGCCACCACCAGCGGACCAAAUUACAGUAGGAACCACA
Messenger RNA from Lindgomyces ingoldianus, 972 nucleotides. RefSeq lists its product as uncharacterized. The transcript is spliced from 3 exons. The coding region runs from base 147 to 776 and encodes 209 amino acids. NCBI's taxonomy places the organism in Eukaryota, Fungi, Ascomycota, Dothideomycetes, Pleosporales, Lindgomycetaceae. The record is from RefSeq and is a predicted model, not a curated record.